UGGAGGCGGCGCGUGGAAAUCUGAGUCCCGCUAACAUCCCCCAAUCGGGGUGACCCCGCUGGCGGCUCUGUCCACGGGACGGUCCUGAAACGCCGCCUCGAAUGAAACGAAAGCAGUGCGUGAAGAGCCCGGCCAGCGAGGGGUUAAGCGCCUGCUCCCUCCCCACGUGAUGUCAGGACGGCGCUCCCCCCGAUGCGCGCGGACACCCGCACUCAGAGUGAGAGAGAGAGAGAGAGAGAGAGAGCGCGAGAGACCGGCGCAGAGGGUCGGCGUUGGGGAAUCCGGGGAGAUCGCAAUAAUGAUAAAUUAAAGGAGCGCCGCAAAAAAAGGGAAGAAGCUGCCUGCUUGGAUUAAGAAACCCGCUUUGUCAAACUUGAGCUACUCGAAGUCAGCCGCUGUCGUCGCUGUCGCUGUCGCUGUCGCCGCAGCUGUGAUUUCCUCCUCAGCCAACUGAGCGGAGAGACGACCUCAGAAGAGUGAAAGUGAAGCCUUCAGGUGUGCGCGCGUGCGUGCGUGUGCGUGCGGGUCUGUGUGUGCGUGUCACGCAGCGCCGUCUGUUACCAAGGAGACCGGGAGUAACAGAGCGAGGCGCGUCAAGCUUGAGGAGCUCCAAGUACCUGCGUGAAGCGCCUGGCCCUGCGGCCCCUGUGGACCCUCAGACUGGAGGCGAGCCCCCAGCUCUCCUCCCUCCAUGUGACUCGGAGGCCGCGGUGCCACUUCUUCGGCUAUGGGGAAGUCCAACAGCAAACUGAAGCAGGAGGUGGUGGAGGAGCUCACCCGCAAGACCUACUUUACGGAGAAGGAGGUCCAGCAGUGGUAUAAAGGCUUCAUCAAGGACUGCCCAAGCGGUCAACUAGAUUCAGCGGGCUUCCAGAAGAUUUACAAGCAGUUCUUCCCAUUUGGAGACCCCACCAAAUUUGCCACAUUUGUCUUCAAUGUGUUUGAUGAGAACAAGGACGGACAGAUUGAGUUCUCUGAGUUUAUCCAGGCGCUUUCAGUGACUUCACGAGGCACGCUGGAUGAGAAGCUGCGAUGGGCGUUCAAACUUUACGACCUGGAUAAUGAUGGCUACAUAACCCGAGAUGAGAUGCUCAACAUUGUGGAUGCUAUUUAUCAGAUGGUGGGCAAUACCGUGGAGCUACCCGAGGAAGAGAACACACCAGAAAAACGAGUAGAUCGGAUUUUUGCUAUGAUGGACAAGAAUGCCGAUGGGAAGCUCACGCUGCAGGAGUUCCAGGAGGGCUCCAAGGCAGACCCCUCAAUUGUUCAGGCGCUGUCAUUAUACGACGGCUUGGUGUAGUCGUCUGGAUGCAGUGUUGAGAUUCCCUGAGUGGGUCAGUCCAGUGCCGUCCAGCCAGAAGAACCAUGUGCGUGUCUCUCAACUCCUUGUGACCAAGGGAGUGAGAUGGGGAUGUCUUGUUUCGCCGAUGAGCACCGUGCAGCAUCAACUAUAGUCUCAUUUAGCCAAUCCCCAUUCACCGCUGUCCUGCCAUUAAUGGGAUGGAGCCUUCUCCACAGAGGGACAAAUGAAUGAGGAACUUGUUUUGCCCUUCCUCCUCCUCGUCCUCUUUAUCUCUUAUUUGCUUUCCCUCUCUAGCCUUGUGGCGAGAGGCAAAUCCUAGGGGAAUACAAACUCACUUUCUACUGAAAUCUUUUUUUUCAGCAUUCACAAGAGGAAGGAGCUGAAAUGGAAGGUUUCACUUGACCUUUUUUCUGGACUUGUACAAUGUUCUCGGUCACCCAUGGACUGGAAGUUUGAAACGAGGCACGCGGCACGGCUGUGGCCUUCAGGUGGAGGAAAGGGCUUUUCUAAGCGUAUUUAUUCUUCUAUACUUUGCCGUCACCCUGCUUGUUCCAGCUACUAGGGCGGGCAGAAAGGUUUUGUGUCUCACUGUCUUUGGCCACCCGCGCCUGACAUGGCGCCUGCUACUAGGUGGUUGCAGAGAGAAGACUGUAUUUAUUUGAUAUUUGUGCGCGCACACUCACGUUUUUGUAUGUAUGUGGACUACUUGUGGGAGGCAAACUUGUGUGUUUGGCAUGCUUUAUUCAUUGGAACCAAACCACCGCCCCCUGUGUAGAGCGGAACAAAUGAUGUCCCAGACAGUGGGUGGUAUGGCUAUUCAGGAGAACUGCUUGGCUACUCAAGUGUGCUGCUUCUGUUUGUUUUCUCUGUUUUUCUGUACCGCUUGGUUGCCCAAAGAGCCUUUUUUCAUUUUUUGUGAUGGCCUUUUUGACACUUGCUUGUUUUCCAUACCACUGUGAUGGCAGCCAGGAGAACUGGCUACCCUGUCUUAAGAACAUUAGAUAAAUGAACUGGAGAACGUUCAGUUCAUCGAGCUUAGUUGGACCAGCCAUGCCUAUUUCUCAAUGGCAGAUUGCCUAACAAAACACCCCACACUACCCAAUUGCUUCCCUAGAGUUAUCAGGUUGUCCACUCAGAGAGGACUUAAAGCUUAAUUUUGGGGAAAAAUGGCAUUGGUGAGCAUGAAAAUUCCUAAACGAUGUGCCAGCAUAACCCAGAGAGAGUCACCUCACCUUUUGAACCCCUGAGGAUGAAGAAUGGCACUCACCGUACUUUCUAUGUAAAGCAAUCCAGCGUCAUACAUAAACUGAAAGGCACUAUAUAUUUUUUAUCAUUUCGACUAGCUGGAAUUUGAAUAUAAUACCUUUUGCUAGCUAUGGGGGGUUGCUGGUCAUGGAUACCACAAGACAAUAGGCGUCCCUAUAGGAGUUCAGAGCACCUGGCUUUUAUGAUAGCUGCUCAUUUGUCACUUCUGUUUUCAGUGGACACAGCAACAGGCAUCAUUGCUGGCUAGACAGUAUUAUGAGAAUACAUACAUUGGAAAGGCGUCAUUUUUACAUUCACAUCAAUUUAUUUAUUGAUUUUUUUUCUGACCAUGCUCCGAGUUCAAGUGGUAGCACUGAGUUCAAGUUGGGAAUGAGCCCUAGAUGGGGUGCCAGUCCAUCACCAGGGACCCUUCACAACCACACUUACUCACAUAUUUAACCUGACAUGUCAAUUUAGAUGUAGGCGGGUGACUUAUUUAGAGGUGGAGAAACCACACAAACGCCACACUGGCAUCGCUUGGGCUGAGGUGUGAAUCCAGAGCUGUGGAGCUAUGAGGCAGGAGUGCUAACAAUUGCUCCAUUUUAGUGGAGGGUCUGUUUCCCCCUUUGAAAUGCAAUCUUGUAAAUGAGGAUGUCCAGGGAGGGAGUCUUAAAUGGCUACAGCUGAGGAACCUUCACUCAAGGAGACCCUUGAAUCUCCCCUAGCAGCAGCCAGCUGAGGUGACUUUGGCCAGGCUAUUGCAAACAGAAGAUAAAUAAGCAGGGCUGAUCAAUGAUAAGCCAAUGUAACCUUAACACUUCUAACUGUUCCAGUUAAACUUUAUACACAGCUGGUCCUUUCAUAGUGAACACCGUGUUCAGUGAUGGUGACAAGUCACUCAGAAUAAAGCAGUGAGCUCGGAGGUAGGGCUUGAACCUCUGAUCUUCCCACUAAGGGACCCGGCACAUUGACAUGUUAUCUGCAGGAAAUAAAGCGCGGACGUGUUGUCUUCUUGUUCUGUUCCAUUUCUGAUUCUACGACGUCCUUUGCACAGAACAGACCUGCCGCAUGAUUAGAGCACCAGGCAGAGAAACGUUCACGGAUGAUGACAGGCAGCGUCGAGUGAUCACUUCACUUACAGAUCAUUUUUAGACAACAUUAUUUUCAACACUCUGUAGCUUAAGUCAUCCUGUUGCCUGCAUUUCACUACCUUAUGAUCAAGACACUUAUAAAACAUUCCAUGCUCUUCUAGUAGGUUCCACCAGCUUUCAUUCCAAAUAUCUUCUCCAAGCUUAAGAAAAAUUUGGUCCAGGUUAACGCAGAAUUUGGCGUUUGAUAUGAUUCCCAUUAGUGUUCCCUUAGUAUGAAAUUUCUGGAAUUUUCUACAUUAUUAGGUUACAUUUUAAAAUGAGUGCCAGGCUAUAUGGUGUCAUAAAGAACUUUACGUGGAAUACUGGGGUUGGGGCCUGCUGUAAAAUGUAACUUUAUGUAAAUUGGGGGUUUGGUGUUUUGUACCUAAAUUCUGAGAACCUGGCAUCUUUUGGAGUGACAAAUCUGGACAUCAUUGUGUGGUCCAACAGGACAGGGAACUCAAAUGCCGGCUAUAGAGCGAUGGCUACUCAAUCUAACAAUAUUCUUUACAAAUAAGGAAAUGGUCAUUACCUUGGACACUGGAGUAAAGUUUGGGGGUAAUUCAUGUGGCUUUUUCAAAUUAAUGUAUGGGAUGCAUUACAUAUGCCAAGAUGACACCUGAAAAUUUCAAUUUCAAUACACCUCGCAGUUGUAGUGAGCUUACGGCAAACAAAUACGACAAUUGGGCAUUCUGGGUGUUUACAACAUUUACAGAAUAAGUUAUGGCAUGAGUUUGCUUGAUUUGCCAGAAUGUUUGCAUAUUAUUCAGGAAUCUUUUAAAUAUUUGUGUGUGUUUUUUACUUCCUAACACUGAAGCAGUAUUUAAAUAUUAUAAAGGCCUGAACAUAUUACAGUACAACCAAAAAUCAUUUAAAGAAUAAUGUGGCUACAGAUACCUUGUGCAGCCUGCAUUUAACAUUGAGUAAGGAAAGAGCCAAUUUUGCUUUAAAAGUAAAUUAACCACUUCUGUAGAGAAAUUUGCAGAAAUUUUGACAUGCGUCUCUUCUUGUGUUCUCACUUAAUCCACUUUAGGGUUUUGGCGUUGCUCCCCCUCGUCUCUCAGCGGGCCCAAUUGAGACAAAAAACAGGCAAAGCAUCUCAGUAAGGAAGCCCAUAUAGGUUUGAACCAAAAUCCAGCAGGCACCACUGUGCCCUCCUAAUACACGGUGUUUCAUUUUUUUUUAAUCUUUCCUGCCUGUACCGGUUUGGUCACGUUUGUGCAAAGUUUUGCAAGUUUGUACAACAACGCCAUUAACAGUAUUUGUUUGUCGUCUUGUGCUUUCACAUUUCCCCAUCGACAGAUAGAAUGUUUGUUCCAGCCUUGUGCCGCUUUAUGCUUACUAGGCUCCAGCAAAGACCUCCAACUCCCCCCCUGAGACCCCUGCUCUGGAUUAGGCAGGUUAGAAAAUGAGAUGACAUGUUAGUUUCAUUUUUAGUGUAUCAAAUUAAUCUCAUGUUGGCUGUUAAUUGUCUCGAUCACCUGAGGCACAAUUUUAUGCUCAUAAAGUGAAUAUUUUAUUUCA
Molecule: messenger RNA, 5202 nt
Organism: Erpetoichthys calabaricus (reedfish)
Lineage: Eukaryota; Metazoa; Chordata; Cladistia; Polypteriformes; Polypteridae
Product: neuronal calcium sensor 1
Exons: 9
Coding region: 728-1300 (190 amino acids)
Molecular function (GO): calcium ion binding; calcium sensitive guanylate cyclase activator activity
Source: RefSeq, a predicted model, not a curated record